AUGCCGCUCAGCACCGCAAUGUUGGAGGUCAUCAACUUCAAUGCAGUCCCCCUGGUCCCCCUGAAUGAUGACCUGUCAGUUUCGCCCAUGGAGAGGCACCGGCAGCAUGAAGCGUUGAAGACCCAAAUGAAACAGAACCCACCCUUGUGCAUCGUGGGCUCCAUGGGCAAGCUGAACAAAAAGAUCGCCCAGAUAGACCUGAAGACCAAACUUCACAAGACCAGCAUUCACAGCAACAUCCUGAUCAUUGAGAAACUGGAGGCUGAGAAGAAGCUGAGAGAGCAGCAGCGCCUGUUGGGAGAGAAAGAGAAGACAAACAAAGUCAAGAAAAAGCUGCCUAAGUUUUUCCCAAUGACUCCAUCGACUUCCAAUAUUCCCUAUGCUGGGUCGAAAAAGCGAACACAAAAGGAUGGGCUAGCUGAGCUGUACCAGGCCCCAGAGUACAAUGAGGAGCAAUCCAAUGAGCUGCCAAACAGGGUGAACUACUGUGACAUGGUGGGCAACGUCAUCCGGGCACAGGAAAGCACCAUCAGUGGCAAGGCCUUCUGCGCACCAGAAGAAAUGACCCGAUUCUUUGCAUCUCCGUUUUCAAAGGCUAUCGUGCUGGAUUGUUUCUGGUGGAUCUUUCAUGAAAGAUAUGAUCCAGACAAGGAGAUCCAGAGGAAGCUAUUUGACCGCGUGUCAAAGAACUAUGCUCAUCUCCUGGUGAACAUGCCCAAGUCGCCAUACGAAGAAAUCAUCCUAAGAAUUUUCCCAUCCCUCCUGAGCCAAGUCCUGUACACCAGCUUCUGCACCUGCUUCCCACAGUCGUGGUUUAACAACCACGAAUUCAAAACUUGCAUCUGUAACACAAUGAAUCAGUGGAUUGGAGGCACGUUCCCAAGCCCAAGGAGCUAUGAACAUUGGAACUACUUUGAGCUGGAGCCGGUCCGAUUCCGCAGAGAAGAAUUGAUGAGAAGCAAAGAAAAGUUUGCUGGCAGCAACAGGCAGAAGAUUGCCAUGCAGAUCUCCAUGUCGGAGCCCCGCUCAAAGAGCCAGAGACAGGCCUCCAAGAAGGUCAGGGAGAUCACGGAGAUGAGGUUCUUGGAGAGGUCGGCUCAGAACGAGUCUCACCCAGCCUGCAAGGGACCAGAAUUUACAAAAAACCUGUUCAGCAUUACUGGCAACAGCCCACUGAUUGUUCACUACCUUCAGCAGAAUAAUGCUUAUCAACAGGCUGGCCAAGACAUCUUGAUGGUCCGGCGUGAUAUGACCAAGACUAUGCCAGAGGGCACAGCAACCUAUAGAGACGUGAUCCGGCAGGUCAGGGCUAACAUGAUGAAACUGAGCAAGGACACCAAGAGCCUGCAGAUGAUGCACUGGAAGGAGUGGAAGGUGUUCGACCAGAUCCAGAAGGAUCUGCAGGCCGAGUUCAUCAGGAAAGUGAGAGACGUCAGCGCAAAAACGUUAGAAAAGAAGAAGAUGAAUCACUAUUUCAUCCCCCCUCCGGUUUUCCAGGAGGAACUUUAUGAUCAAUUUGGAAAAAUCUUUAAAGUGGAUGAAGUACAUGACAGGGCUGUGCACACAGUCCCCCAGCUGAAAAUGAGAAGCUAGGCCUAAGACUCCGAGUUGAGUCACUAACCCUUCCCGGUUCCUUCAGCCAUGCACAUUAAAGUUGGGCCCCAUCCAGGGCCAUGGAGGCUGUGGCAAACAGGGGCCCCUGGAGGCUGAGUGCUAGGGGUGGAGGCUUUGGGACUUGGAAAGAAUCCCACACCCUCGAGUCACUGAGGCUUGAGCGUGUCCUGAGAGGGUGAGCUCAGGCCCCGCAUUGAAGUGUUUAUUUUAAAAUUGAAUAGAUUCAGAAGAGAACUUAUUUUCCUUCUCCAGCCCAUCUUUUCCUUUCUAAAAUUCCUGAUUUCUGUUGAGAGACACACCAUGCUCCUGGUCACGCUAGGCUGUCUUAGUCUUCCCUCUCACCUUCACAUCCAUCCCAUCCUGUUGAUUUGAACCCCUCGUUCAGACCUUUGUUACCUCUGCCUGGCCUACUGUAAUGACCUCCAUCCUCUUUCCUCUCAAACUUGCCUUUUUAAAAAAUUUUCUCCUGAUCCCAUAUUUUGAUGGCUAGACCGCAUUCAGCAGACAAGGAAAGCACUAUGAAAUGCAAUCCCGGAAUACCAUUGGGCUACUCAGGGAACUGCCCUGAUAGUCCAGGGGAUGUUCUGUUUUUAUCUUUUAGCCACUGGUAACAGAAAGGAACGGUCUAUGCUGACUAUCACUGGAAUUUUGCCUUACUGUGGUCAUUGUGGAUCGCAGUUUUCAUAGCUGUCUCCAGCCUUUAUCUUUGUUCCUUCCUUCUUCUUGAGUUGUCCCACGUGCCUCUGAAUUCUCCCCUUUUGUCAUUCUUGAAAGUGUAGUGAUCCACGACAUUCCACAAAGCACACUUUGUUCCAUCAUUCCUCAGUCGUGGGGCAUGUGUUGUUGUCAUGAAUAAUACUGCUAUGAACAUUUAUUUACAAA
Molecule: messenger RNA, 2496 nt
Organism: Trichosurus vulpecula (common brushtail)
Lineage: Eukaryota; Metazoa; Chordata; Mammalia; Diprotodontia; Phalangeridae
Gene: FAM227A
Product: family with sequence similarity 227 member A
Exons: 13
Coding region: 1-1593 (530 amino acids)
Source: RefSeq, a predicted model, not a curated record